CAUCCUCCCCGACCAGACUCUCCAGCGCCUCAUCCUCUCGUAGCCAGCCUGGGUCCUUUCACCAGGCCAGCCACUCCCUCACAAUGGCCUUCUUAAUCCUAGUAAUUGGCGACCUGCACAUACCGGACCGCGCGCUCGACAUCCCCCCCAAGUUCAAAAAGCUCCUCUCCCCCGGCAAGAUCGCCCAGACGCUCUGCCUCGGGAACCUGACGGACCGCGCGACCUAUGACUACCUGCGCAGCAUAUCGCCGGACCUCAAGCUGGUGCGGGGCCGCGUGGACGUCGAGGCGACCUCGCUGCCGCUUACUCAGGUCGUCACGCACGGGUCGAUCCGCAUCGGCUUCCUCGAGGGCUUCACGCUGGUCAGCGACGAGCCGGACGUGCUGCUGGCCGAGGCGAACCGGCUCGACGUCGACGUGCUCUGCUGGAGCGGCGGGACCCACCGGUUCGAGUGCUUCGAGUACAUGGACAAGUUCUUUGUGAACCCCGGGAGCGCCACGGGCGCCAUGACGACCAAUUGGGCCUCCGGUGGCGACGGGACGGGUCAGGAGGAGGCGGUGGUGCCAAGCUUUUGCUUGAUGGAUGUACAAGGAAUCUCCCUGACAUUAUAUGUCUACCAGUUAAGGAAGGGGGAGAACGGAGCGGAGAACGUGGCGGUUGAGAAGGUCACUUACACAAAGCCGGUCGAGCCGACAGGGGCAUCAUAAGGCGAGCAAUCGGGCAUAGAAGAAGUCGUAACUGGGAGGCGACCAGGAGUCCAAAGUUUGGCUGCACCUGAAUGGGUAGUCCGUGUCCACGGGACCGGCAAGGACGAACGACAGCACUCGUGGGUUGGGUGCGCCAGAAGCAAGUGCUAGGCAGUAAUGGCGGGACUAGCACGGAGAUUCGCCAGUUAUCAAGUCUCUUGAUGAGACCAAUGAGGCAGUAUUGAAGGCGGCUGCCGUUAUGCGUGAUCACGAAGCGAACAGAUUGCCGCUAUUCGUCUUAUAGCGGCCUAAACAAAGGAGCAAAACAUAGGCGAGAGAUACCAUAGUGACAUACUUGUCUUAAACGAGGCUCGACUAAUACUAAGAAGCGCUAUGUCACCCGUGGUUGUCAGUGAUCCAGCCUUGGUUCUGGUUUAUCUGUUUCUCUCUGCUGCGUUUGUGGC
Thermothelomyces thermophilus ATCC 42464 is the source of this 1150-nucleotide messenger RNA. RefSeq lists its product as uncharacterized. Gene Ontology annotation, biological process: retrograde transport, endosome to Golgi; intracellular protein transport. Gene Ontology annotation, cellular component: endosome; retromer complex. The coding region runs from base 84 to 707 and encodes 207 amino acids. NCBI's taxonomy places the organism in Eukaryota, Fungi, Ascomycota, Sordariomycetes, Sordariales, Chaetomiaceae. The transcript is spliced from 3 exons. The record is from RefSeq and is a predicted model, not a curated record.